Messenger RNA from Eriocheir sinensis (Chinese mitten crab), 2951 nucleotides. Its product is annotated as UDP-glycosyltransferase UGT5-like. The transcript has 16 exons. Gene Ontology annotation, molecular function: UDP-glycosyltransferase activity. The record is from RefSeq and is a predicted model, not a curated record. The coding region runs from base 166 to 2520 and encodes 784 amino acids. Lineage: Eukaryota; Metazoa; Arthropoda; Malacostraca; Decapoda; Varunidae.
CACACACACACUGACUAUCAAGUCAUCGUUACAAGGUGUACAGUUCUGACCGGCCGGCACCACGGGUUGGUUGCUCGUGUAUUUUGGUGAGCUGUGACACAAUCGACCUUAGCAUGUGUGCGCGCGUUCCUGAGUGACCAUCGGUUCUGAAGCAAAGAAGCUACGAUGAGGUGGUGCGGAAGGCUGACGACGGUGGUGUCGGCGGUGGCGGUGAUGGUGGUGAUGGUGGCGGAGGUGAAGCAUACGCAGGCCGCGCGGAUCCUGAUGGCGGUGCCGCUGGGCACUAAGAGCCACAACAACUUCUUCGUCCCCAUCGCCGAGCACCUGGCGCGGCGGAACCACACGGUGACCUACGUGGCGGGGUACACGGUGUCCUCAAAAUCUCCAAACAUCAGAGUGGUGAAGGUGCCCGACGAGGUACAGAUACUCAACAAGGUUCCCAACCUCUUCACCAACAACCAACAUCUCGCCAUGGCCUCAAUCAUGAAAGAGAUGGAGGUCGCGUGUGUCAACGCCCUGGCCUACGAGGGAGUGCAGAAGCUCAGGGACGAGAAGUUUGACCUGGUCAUUGUACACGCCGCCGUGAGUGAGUGCUUCCUCUCCUUCGUCCACCAACUGCAGGUUCCCUUCAUCUACGGCAACCCAAACAAACCUGUAGGAGUCUUUGCCAAAGUGGCGGGCUGCCCCGCCUUCCCUUCCCUGUCUGCAAGCUUCAUGCUGGACCCUGAGUACCCGCUCACCUUCAUGGGGCGCACGAUCAGCACCCUUUAUGACCUGAUGGGGAUCAUGUCCUACGAAUGGAGCACGCUUCCAAAUAUGGAAGCAGAAUGCCGCGCCCGCAAGUUGUGCCCUGAGGACAUGCCCAGCCUCUUGGAGCUCAGACUAAAGAGCAGCCUCUUCAUCGCUAACAGCGUCAGGACGAUGGAGAACCCGACGCUGCCCUACACGCCCACGGUGGUGCACGCCGGAGGAAUACACUGUCGCCCCGCCGAGCCGCUCCCCGAGGAUCUGCAGCAGUGGGUCGCCGGCGCGGGGAAGCCAGGAGUCAUUCUCUUCAGUCUGGGAAGCCUCGUCAAGCCGUCCAGCAUGCCCGAGGAGUAUAGGAAGGUGCUGCUGGAGGUGUUCGGCUCCCUGCAGCAGCGGGUCCUGUGGAAGUGGGACGAGGACGCCAUGGAGGGCCUUCCCCCCAACGUGCGGCUGUCCAAGUGGCUCCCUCAGCAGGACAUCCUCGGUCACCCGCAGCUGAGGCUCUUCAUUACACACGGGGGUCUGUUCAGCUCCCAGGAGGCCACCUACCACGGGGUGCCGGUGAUUGGGUUGCCGGUAACCUUGGACCAACACCACAACAUGAGGACAGUGCAGAGGGAGGGCUGGGGACGAGUCCUUCAAUGGGAGGACCUCACCAAUGAGAGUCUUCGUGUCCUCAUCCUGCAGACACUGGACGACUCAAGGCUGCUAGAGGAGGUGCGGCGGCGGUGGAGGGUGAUGCGGGACCAGCCGAUGUUACCGGGGGACUGGGCAACCUACUGGGUGGAGUAUGUCCUGCGGCACCAAGGGGCACGCCACCUCCGCUCCCCCGCCCUCGACAUUCCCUGGCUGGAAGCGGAUUGCCGCGCCCGGAAGCUGUGCCCUGAGGACAUGCCUAGCCUGUCGGAGCUGAGACUUAAAGGCAGCCUCUUCAUCUCCAACAGCGUCAGGACGAUGGAGAACCCGACGCUGCCCUACACGCCCACGGUGGUGCACGCCGGAGGAAUACACUGCCGCCCCGCCAAGCCGCUCCCCGAGGAUCUGCAGCAGUGGGUCGCCGGCGCGGGGAAGCCAGGAGUCAUCCUCUUUAGUCUGGGAACCCUCGUCAAGUCAUCAACCUUACCCGAGGAGUACAGGAAGGUGCUGCUGGAGGUGUUCGGUUCCCUGCAGCAGCGGGUCCUGUGGAAGUGGGACGAGGACGCCAUGGAGGGCCUUCCCCCCAACGUGCGGCUGUCCAAGUGGCUCCCUCAGCAGGACAUCCUCGGUCACCAGCAGCUGCAGCUCUUCAUUACACACGGGGGUUUGCUUAGCACCCAGGAGGCGUCCUACCACGGGGUGCCGGUGCUCGGCCUGCCUGUCGCCGUGGACCAACAUCAAAACAUGAGGAUGGUGCAGCGGGAGGGCUGGGGACGCUUCCUGCACUGGGAGGACCUCAACUAUGACAGCUUUCGCGGCAACAUUCUCCAGAUGAUAGGCGACACAAGGUUUCGGGACGAGGCGCAGCGUAGGGCGAAGGUGAUGCGGGACCAGCCGUUGUCGCCGGGGGACUGGACGACCUACUGGGUGGAGUAUGUCCUGCGGCACCAAGGGGCACGCCACCUCCGCUCCACCGCCCUCGACAUGCCCUGGUACCAGUUGUACAACGCUGACGUGUGGGCGGUGGUGGUGGUGGUGACGCUGGUGGCGGGGGUCCUGGUCUCCUGGCUCUGCUACAGGAUCCUUCGAGCCUUGAUUGGCUGCUGCUGCCAAGCAAAAAAGGCCAAGAAGGACUGACGUCUGGUAUAUAGUGACGCCGGCCACGAGGAGUGAGAAGUAGAAGCUAGACGGCGUGAGCCGAGCAAAAGAUGACGUACUGUGAAUGCUUUAAGAGUGAACACCCUCAAAACACACACAGCAUAAGAUUUAUAACGUUCUUGAGGCCGAUGCAUGAGGUCAUCCAAGGAAGAAUUAAGAUCAUGUUCGCAUCCCCACGUUUUAUUUGCGGCGCCGUCACUGCGGGACAGGAGCUUACCGGCUUGGUCCGCCGCGCCGCGCCCAGCGAGGCGGACCGAGUCUUCCUCGUGGCUGCGGCGAGGCAAUGAAAGGGAAAGAAAUGUAAAGAUGGUUAAAGGUGCAAGAAAUAAGAAAAAACCAGCAACAAAGAAAUAUCGCAACAGUAAAUACUUAUACGGGGAAGAAAAUAAAAACACAUACAAACAAAACCA